Molecule: messenger RNA, 1095 nt
Organism: Malania oleifera
Lineage: Eukaryota; Viridiplantae; Streptophyta; Magnoliopsida; Santalales; Ximeniaceae
Product: protein LSD1
Exons: 7
Coding region: 241-753 (170 amino acids)
Source: RefSeq, a predicted model, not a curated record
UAUAAUUUUUUAAAAAAUUUUAAAAAUAGAGACACAGUGGUCAUGGUUAACACGUAAUUUCGACGACAAGGGGGUUUCAUGGAAAAAUUUAAAAUUCAUACGUUGACGGGGUCAUGAAGACACAGGUAGCAAUUGGCGAACAAUAGAACAAGCACACGGGACCUGUCAAAACGGAGGAAGAAGAAGGAGAAGAAGCAGAAGGAGAAGGAAAAAGAAUUAACAUCAUUCAAAAGUGCAGAUAUGCAGAGCCAGCUUGUGUGUAGUGGUUGCAGGAAUGUUCUUCUAUAUCCCAGAGGAGCAACAAAUGUGUGUUGUGCAUUAUGUAAUUCAGUUACUCCAGUUCCACCUCCUGGAUCAGAUAUGUCUCAACUUAUAUGUGGACAUUGCCGUACAUAUCUAAUGUAUGCUCGAGGGGCAACAAGUGUCAGAUGCUCUUGCUGUCACACGGUGAACCUUACACCAGCACCCAACCAGUUUGCUCACAUUAACUGUGGGAGCUGCCGGACAACACUUGUGUAUCCAUAUGGAGCUCCAUCAGUAAAAUGUGCAGUGUGUCACUACAUUACGAAUGUUGGUGUGGGUAAUGCGAGGGUCUCAAUCCCUGUGCAUAGACCUAAUGGGACAGCUAUAUCUGCAUCAAUGCCUUCAACUUCAACAAGCCAAACUGUUGUUGUGGAGAAUCCUAUGUCGGUUGAUGAAAGUGGUAAAUUGGUAAGCAAUGUUGUUGUUGGGGUUACAACAGACAAAAAAUGAUCUAAUAUUAUAAUGAAGCCUUGUUAGCUGGUCCCUGCUUUGAUUUACGAUGAAGGAAUCGCGGUGUUAUUUGGGCAAGGUGGAGUUCAAAUAUUAUUCUAAAUCAGCUGGAAAGAUUAUGUGGAGAUGUAUAUUAAUAUGGUGACGGUUCAAGUUCUCAUUUUGAAUCACAUAAUGUGUUUUUAGAGGGAGUUAAUGUGUGAUUUGUAUUGAGGUGGAAAAUGUGUUUCCUCCUGGCAUGUCUUGUAUACCAAAAUUGAACCAUUGUUUGUCGAAAUGGUAUGUCUUUUGCCCAUAACAUUCUUUUGUUGACAGCGGACAAUAAAUUUGUAAAUUCUCCAA